Molecule: messenger RNA, 1442 nt
Organism: Daldinia vernicosa
Lineage: Eukaryota; Fungi; Ascomycota; Sordariomycetes; Xylariales; Hypoxylaceae
Product: arad-like aldolase/epimerase
Exons: 4
Coding region: 1-957 (318 amino acids)
Cellular component (GO): cytoskeleton
Molecular function (GO): actin filament binding
Source: RefSeq, a predicted model, not a curated record
AUGGCCCCCUCAGCUAUCACAGAGACCCUCUCAAGCUCAAGCACCUUGACUCCCAAGGGUGGAGAUAGGCCGACAGAGGCAAUCAAACAUGACGCCAUCGAAGGCAAGGAGAAGACUCCUCUAGAGGCCAUCUCGCACGGCAUGGUGAUGCCAGGCAUUCCCACAUUCCCAACCUACACAGCGCACAGGAGGCACAUCCUUGUGCACAUGUCCGCCACAUUCCGCUUCUUCGCGCGAUCCGGCUUCACCGAAGGGCAGGCAGGGCACAUCUCAGUGCGAGACCCAGAGUUCAACGGCCUCAUGUGGAUGAAUCCCCUAGGUCGACACUUCGGCAUGCUGACGGCAGGCGACAUGAUAUGUCUAGACAUCGCGACCGGCAAGGUCGUCGGCGGCAACACGUCCCGGCCCGCCAACGCCGCAGGUUACCUGAUCCACUCCGCCGUCCACAAGCGGCGUCCGAACGACGUCCACGCCAUCUGCCACGCACACUCCAACGCAGGCCGGGCCUGGAGCGUAUUCGCUCGUCCCCUGGAAAUGCUGAACCAAGACGUGUGUAACUUCUACGACGCCCACGCCGUGUACGCCCGCUACGGGGGCAUCGUGUUCGCGGCCGAGGAAGGCUCGCACAUCGCCGCCGCGCUAGGCCACCGCAACAAAGGCGUCAUCCUCAUGAACCACGGCCUGCUGACCGUCGGCUCCACCGUCGACGAGGCCGGCUUCCUGUUCGGCCUGCUGGACCGCGCCUGCGCCAUCCAGCUACAGGUCGAAGCAGCCGCCGCCGCCGGCAUCCCCAAGCACGUCAUCAGCGACGACGAGGCCGCCUACAACUUCAAGAUGGCGAGCGAGCCCAACGCCCUGUACCGCGAGGCCCAGCCCGACGUCGAGUACGAGCUCGAGGCGGCGGGCGGCGAGGACGCCCUGGCCAGGGGCUUCGAGAACCUGCGGGUGGCGCCGUAAAGGUUUUCGGUCUGGAGCGCUGCGAGAUCGUACGUUGAAAAAAAAUUUAAAAUAAAAUAAAAUAAGUUGUGACCCGCCGUCGGCGAUAACCUAGUGUACCUAGUGUAGAUGACACCUAUUGUAUCUGCCGAUAUCUACAUUGCAGCUGCGAACGGUGAUAGGCGCGGACAUGAGUUUGUGCUCGCUAACCCAACCAUGAAAAGGUAGGGGUGUAGGUAAGGGGGGAUAAUAAAUUGAACAAGCUCGGCUAAGGGCAAGUAUCCAUUCGACCCUUGACGCGUUACGGCGCUUCGUGGGGGACAUGUAACUCUUACGGGACUGGGUGAACGUAUGUAGGAUCGUACAUAACACGUACAUACAUACAUACAUAAUAUACCCUGCAUACAUACCUACCUACCUACCUACAUGAACAUACUCAUGUGAGAAAGAAGAAGUAUAAAAAACCUUGGAACCGAACCCCAUGAUAUGAUCCAGACGGGGGGUGG